Messenger RNA from Trichoderma gamsii, 624 nucleotides. RefSeq lists its product as hypothetical. NCBI's taxonomy places the organism in Eukaryota, Fungi, Ascomycota, Sordariomycetes, Hypocreales, Hypocreaceae. The transcript has a single exon. The record is from RefSeq and is a predicted model, not a curated record. Bases 1 to 624 code for a protein of 207 amino acids.
AUGAGCUCUCUCACCGUGGACUCGGCGCUCAUCGCCAAAGUGACCGACUACAUAAAGGUCUACAUGUCCAACUAUGAUCCAUCACACGAUUACAGCCACAUCAAGCGCGUAGUGCAUCUUGCACAGAAAAUCCAGGCACAUGUUCCCAAUACGAACCGCGAUAUUGUCACUCUUGCUGCACUGCUGCACGAUGUAGGCGAUAGGAAAUACCUUAAGCCCGGAGAAGACGCCACGCGCAUGAUCUUUAGCACCUUGACAUCUCUUGGGGCAUCCGAAGCCCUGGCAGAAAAAAUACAAACAAUUUGCCUUGGCGUUAGCUAUUCGAGCGAAAUCAAGGACCUUGCGCGUGUGCAGACGCUUAUUAAGGAACACCCAGAACUCGCUGUUGUGCAAGACGCCGAUCGACUGGAUGCAAUUGGAGCGGUGGGCAUUGGCCGAGCUUUUACCUUUGGGGGGGCCAAGGGAAGGGCCUUGGAUGACUCUAUUGGCCAUUUCGAAGAGAAGUUGUUGAAACUCGAGUCUAUGAUGAAGACGGACUAUGGAAGGGAGAUGGCGCGGGAGAGGACGGAGAGGAUGAGGCUCAUGAAGGAGUGGUUUGAGCAGGAGACUGAAGGAAUUGAGUAA